AGAGCAACGGAAGAAGUACUCCAAUGUUAUCAUGCAGGAGACGUCUCAGUACCAUGUGGAGCACCUGUCUACCUUCAUCAUGGACAAGACCGAGUCCAUCGCUACAGUGGACGAUGCCAUUAAGAAGAUGGUGCUGCUGGACUCUAAAGACAAGAUCUGGACCCAGGAGAUGUUGCUUCAGGUCAGCGAUAAGGCUGUGCGGCUACUGGACGUUGACACACAGGAAGAGUUGGAGAACUUCCCUCUGCCUACGAUCCACCACUGCCAGACAGUGUUGAAUCAGACCAGGUAUCCAUCUGUCCUACUGCUGGUGUGUCAAGACAAGGAGCAGCACAGACCUGACAUACACUUCUUCCACUGUGACGAGGUUGAGGCAGAGAUGGUCCAUGCAGACAUCGACAGUGCUCUGGGUGACAACAAACAUGGGAAGAAGAUGCGACCACAGACCUUGAAGGUGAACCAGGAGAAGAUUAAGCGCCACAGAGAGUCCAUCAUCCCCCCCUCCUCGGCCCCCAAGGGCCCACCUCCAGGAGGCCGCGUGGCUGCCAUGAACAUGCAGGAUGUGGAAAGGCGAGGAUCUGCACAGCAGGACCCAGAGUCCCAUGAGAAGCUGGCCCAGCGUAUUGAGAAGGACGUGCAAAUCCUGAACUGUGCCCUGGAUGACAUUGAGAUCUUUGUGGCUCGGCUGCAGAAGGCUGCGGAGGCGUUCUCUCAGCUCAACCAGCGCAACAAGAGUAAGAAGAUUAAGAAGAAAGGACCAGCAGAGGGCAUGCUGACCCUGAGAGCGAAGCCCCCCUCCGAGGCAGAGUUCAUUGAUAGCCUACAGAAACUGAAGUUAGCCUUCAACCUACUGGCCAAACUGAAGAAGCACAUCCAGAACCCCAGCGCUUCUGAACUGGUGCACUUCCUCUUUGGCCCCCUGGAGUUGGUGCUCCAGUCCUGUGGCAGUCCAGAGCUGCCCCGCUCCGUGGUCUCCCCUCACCUGUCCAGAGAUGCAGUAGACUUCCUGAGAGGUCACCUGUCGCCUAAAGAGAUGACCAUCUUUGAACUUCUGGGAGACGGGUGGACACGACCCAGAGCGGACUGGCCGCAGGACCAGUGUGCUCCACCUUACUUCCCUACAUUCAGGAACGGGUGGGAGCCCCCAGCUGAGCUGUUCAGGACCUCCCCGUGGGAGGCAGAGGGAUCAGGGGAACCUCUCCUGUCCCCCAUAUCCAACCUCAUGUCCCCCUACAACUCAGACGAGAUUUCUGGAACCCAGUCUUUAAGCUCAUCAAAUGGGUCCUACAAUGUGCUGACCUCCUCGUCCCGUAAAUAUGCCAAGAUCCGCUACCACUUUGUGGCCCGCAACGCCAACGAACUGUCAGUACUGCAGGAGGAGGUGCUAGAGGUGUUAGAGGACAAUAAACAGUGGUGGAAGCUGAGGAACAGGAGUGGCCAGUCAGGAUACGUCCCCUACAACAUCCUGGACGUGGUCAAACUGGAAGAACCACAUGGCAUGGCUGAACCACUCUAUAGCCAGCUCUACAGCCCUACCUCUCCCUCCAGCCCUCUAGGUAGAGGGGAGAGCUUUGACAUGGGCCGCUUCAAAGAAUCUCGGACACACCAGAUGGAUGAGGUGAAUGAUGAGUUGUUGAAGAGGAUCACUAGUAAUAAGUCUCAGACUCCAGCCCGUAACUUCAGGGUGGAGCGCCCCUCGGGCAGCAGCAGCACUGCUCCUCUCACCUUAGACUCCAGCCCACUGCAGGUCACCGCCUGGCUCAAUGCCAGGGGAUUCUCUAAACCGACAGUGGAGUGCCUGGGCAACCUGACCGGUGCUCAGCUCUUCUCUCUGAACAAGGAGGAACUGAAGGCAGUGUGUGGAGACGAGGGCUCCAGGGUCUACAGCCAGACCACCGUGCAGAAAUCCCAGCUGGAGAAGAGCAGUGGGGAUUCAGAGCUCCAGGAGAUCAUGAGACGACGACAAGAGAAGAUCGAUGCCGGGAAAGACUGAUCUGGGCAUGCUUACUGUCAACCAAUCACAGCUCAGCAUGGCUGGUCACCAUAACAACCCUCUCUAGGACCAACCAACCAGAAGCCUUCCCCUCCUACAGUGCCCACCCUUUCACCAACCAACUGAUUUUUAUCAGACAAUCAACAGUUCAUAUUGGUAUUUACUAUAAAUGUUAAAUACAUUUUUUUAAAUAUAUAUAUAUUUUAUUGUUAGUGAAUGUGUAGGUUUACCUUUUUUCUUCAAUGAUGUUCUCUGGUAAUAAUGACUUUUGCUUUUUGAUGCUUUGCCAGACAAUGUUUCUAACUUUGUAUAGUGGUGAGAGAUCAUAUUAAUUUACAGGUAUAGUGGUGACAGCGAAUGGUUUGUGCAUCUGUGUGUGCGUGAGUGACUGAUGGCUGUAUGAGACUGAUGGCUGUAUGUGACUGAUGGCUGUAUGUGACUGAUGGCUGUAUGUGACUGAUGGCUGUAUGAGAAUGAUGGCUGUAUGUGACUGAUGGCUGUAUGUGACUGAUGGCUGUAUGAGAAUGAUGGCUGUAUGAGACUGAUGGCUGUAUGAGACUGAUGGCUGUAUGAGACUGAUGGCUGUAUGUGUGUCCUUGUUUUAUUUCCAGGGAUUUCUUGAAGAAAUGUUUUAGUGAAAUCAAAUCCAUAAGGUCCUCAAUGUAUAUUGUCAAAUUGGUUGUUAUUGUUCACAUAUCUGAUUAUACUACAGUGUAUUAUAAUGCUACAUACUGUUUACUACAUAAUGCUACAUUGUAGUUUUGAGCAGUCUGCAAUCCAUUCUCAUAUCCAGUCACACUGUCCAUACUGCAUUAUAUCCUCUAACUAUUGCCUCCAUGUGCCACAGUCUAUAUGAAGUAUGCUUUAUAUUGACAAAUUCUUCCAAUCAUAUUUCUGUUCUGUGUUUAUUCCUCCAAUAAUAAACCCAAAAUUCAAUCUGA
Molecule: messenger RNA, 2934 nt
Organism: Coregonus clupeaformis (lake whitefish)
Lineage: Eukaryota; Metazoa; Chordata; Actinopteri; Salmoniformes; Salmonidae
Product: epidermal growth factor receptor kinase substrate 8-like protein 2
Exons: 18
Coding region: 32-1993 (653 amino acids)
Biological process (GO): positive regulation of ruffle assembly; Rho protein signal transduction; regulation of Rho protein signal transduction
Cellular component (GO): plasma membrane; vesicle; ruffle membrane
Molecular function (GO): actin binding
Source: RefSeq, a predicted model, not a curated record